UUCCAGGACUCGUUCCGCUGCCACAGCGUCUCGCUGCUCGCAGCGGAGCAGCAGCGCGACGCGAGCCGGCUCGAGUACUCGGACAAGAUCAUCCUGCCACCGUCGUGCCUCGAGAAGCUGGCGCAGCUGGAGAUCCAGUACCCAAUGAUGUUCCAGAUCGCCAACCCGCGCGCCAUGGAGCGCAAGCUGCACUGCGGCGUGCUCGAGUUCAUCGCACAGGAGGGGAUGGCGUACCUGCCGUACUGGAUGAUGGAGAACCUGCGCGUGAGCGAGGGCGACAUCAUCCAGCUGCGGUCGGUCAACCUCAACAAGGGGUCGUACGUCAAGCUGCAGCCACAGCUCACCGACUUCAUCAAGAUCUCCAACCCAAAGGUUGUGCUCGAGCAGUCGCUCCGCAACUUCUCAGCGCUCACAAAGGGGCAGACCUUCCGCAUCCUGUACAACAAAAAGAAGUACGACAUUGGCGUCGUCGAGGUGAAG
Molecule: messenger RNA, 480 nt
Organism: Emiliania huxleyi CCMP1516
Lineage: Eukaryota; Haptophyta; Isochrysidales; Noelaerhabdaceae
Exons: 1
Cellular component (GO): VCP-NPL4-UFD1 AAA ATPase complex
Molecular function (GO): polyubiquitin modification-dependent protein binding
Source: RefSeq, a predicted model, not a curated record